UGCAGUUUUGUUUGAAGUGAAGUGCUGCCUGGAACUGCCCUUACAAGCUGCAAAGUCGUCCACAUUUGAAUUGAACGCAACAUUUUGCACAUUUCCUCGCUCUCUAUGCAUCGACGAGACCAUGUUAGGCCAUCACUAUCCCAAUGCUGACAAGUCGCAACAACUGGUCAACUAUGUGGAGGAUUAUCUGGAAUGUGUGGAGUCCCUGCCUUUGGACAUACAAAGAAAUGUUUCUCUACUCCGGGAAAUUGAUGCAAAGUAUCAAGAGGUGCUGAAAGAGGUGGAUGAAGUGUUUGAGAAGUACAAAGGAGAGCAGGAUGCAGUCCAGCGGAAGCGUCUGCAGGUCCAGCUGCAGCGAGCACUCAUUGUCAGCCAAGAGUUAGGCGACGAGAAGAUCCACGUGGUGACCCAGAUGACAGAGUUGGUGGAGAACCGCUCGCGGCAAAUGGACUCCCACUCCUUGUGCCUCCAGGAGCCCUGCGACGCAGAGCACGUGGUGCCGGAGCGCCGCCCCAACGUCCAAGAGACCUCUGCCCAUGAACGCACCUCGGCUCGUCGCCCGCGACGCCAACGCAAUAGCGAGAGUCGAGACUCAAGCCACCCGUCAGCCAACGGGUCUCUCGUGGACGACGCCAUGGAUGAGCUGUCAAUCCCGCCUCCCAGAGAGAAGAAAUCAAAGUCUGCCAAGAAGAAGAAACGCAAGGCUAAACAGGAGCGAGAUGCGUCACCGGUGGACUUCGCCAUCGACCCCAAUGAGCCCACCUAUUGUCUCUGCGAGCAAGUGUCUUACGGUGAAAUGAUCGGCUGCGACAAUGAUCAGUGUCCAAUUGAAUGGUUUCACUUCUCCUGUGUGGGACUGACCUACAAACCUAAGGGCAAAUGGUACUGUCCCAAAUGCAGGGGGGACAAUGAAAAGACCAUGGACAAAAGCCUGGACAAGAACAGAAAGGAUCGCAGGUCCAGGUAGUGACCCACCUCCUCGUUUCAGUCCCAGUGUCAAGACUAUCACUUGUAGUCGAUUACAGUGCACAAGAAAAAAAAAAAAGCACAAUCAAACUGCAGAAGAAGCGACAUAUUGUCCGAGGACAUCACCGAUGCCGCCAUUUUCAUGAAGCUAUUUGUUUUAGUCAAGUUAUUCUUUAUUUUGAUGAAUAAAUAAAACUGAAGCAUCUCUGUUCAGGAUCAUGGAGUGU
Molecule: messenger RNA, 1193 nt
Organism: Doryrhamphus excisus (bluestripe pipefish)
Lineage: Eukaryota; Metazoa; Chordata; Actinopteri; Syngnathiformes; Syngnathidae
Gene: ing2
Product: inhibitor of growth family, member 2
Biological process (GO): positive regulation of DNA-templated transcription
Cellular component (GO): nucleus
Source: RefSeq, a predicted model, not a curated record